GAAAGCGUGCACUGUUUUGUGAUUUGCAGCUCUGCUUAUUUAAAAGCAAACAUUUAGCGAAAAUCCUUUUUCUUUCAACUUUAAAAAAUCUGGUAAAAACGAAAGCCGACAACUGUUUUGAAAUAUCAACAAUUCUAAGAGGUUCUUCAUAGAAAUUAAAUAAAAUGGAUAAAAACAGCGCAGCGUUGUAUAAAAAAAUGCAAUCCGAGGUUGAGUCAUACCAAAAUCUACAGAAAUCUUGUGUCAAGGUGGUUAAGCAGCGCGCACUCCUGGAGAGUCAGCUGAAUGAGAAUAAGUGCGUACUGGAUGAACUAAAUUUGCUUGGACCAGACAACAAAGUGUAUAAGUUGUUCGGUCCCGUGCUGGUGAAACAAGAGCUGGAAGAUUCACGCCAGAAUGUUGGCAAACGCAUCGAGUAUAUCUCGAAGGAACUGAAGGGAUCGAGCGAUACACUGGAAAACAUGGAAAAAGACAUGCUGAAGCACCGUGAAGCAGUGGCAAAGUAUCAACAGCAGUGGCAGGUUGCGGCAGCCAUGAAGUGAAACACAUCCACUUAAAUUACUAUUUAUUCAUUAUUGCAAAGCACUUACGGACGUUUGUAGACAUCCGCAUUAACUUGAAAUCAAUUAAAUUUAAUUAUUUGAACUAAAAUUUGUGGUGGAUAACGUAAUACAAUAGUCGCUUUAGAAAUUCAA
Molecule: messenger RNA, 695 nt
Organism: Drosophila grimshawi
Lineage: Eukaryota; Metazoa; Arthropoda; Insecta; Diptera; Drosophilidae
Gene: Pfdn6
Product: probable prefoldin subunit 6
Exons: 4
Coding region: 165-542 (125 amino acids)
Biological process (GO): chaperone-mediated protein complex assembly; protein folding
Cellular component (GO): cytoplasm; prefoldin complex
Molecular function (GO): protein-folding chaperone binding
Source: RefSeq, a predicted model, not a curated record